AAUGCCUAGUUUUGUUUUGCCUUGCCUGCGUUAAUUCUCUAUUUAGUCAUCUAUUUUCUUUGCUGCAGUGGAUAUUCGUUGUUACGUGAUCCUCACCAUAACAAAGGGCUUGCUUUCAAUGACAAAGAGAGAGAUGCCCACUAUUUGCGAGGUCUUUUGCCCCCAUCUGUUGUUUCUCAAGACCUGCAGGUGAAGAAAAUGAUGCACACCCUCCGACAGUACCAAGUUCCCUUGCAGAAGUAUAUGGCCAUGAUGGAUCUGCAGGAGACAAAUGAAAGAUUGUUUUACAAGCUCUUGAUUGACCAUGUUGAGGAGUUACUUCCUGUUGUCUACACUCCAACUGUUGGUGAGGCUUGCCAGAAAUAUGGAAGUAUCUUCAGGCGUCCUCAGGGUCUGUUUAUCAGUUUGAAAGAGAAGGGAAGGAUUCUCGAGGUAUUGAGAAACUGGCCUGAGAAGAAUAUUCAGGUCAUUGUCGUUACUGAUGGGGAGCGAAUUUUAGGGUUAGGGGAUCUUGGCUGUCAGGGGAUGGGAAUACCUGUUGGGAAGCUUUCUCUCUAUACUGCACUUGGAGGUGUCCGUCCUUCAGCUUGCUUGCCUGUAACCAUUGAUGUGGGAACAAAUAAUGAGAAGUUGGAAGAUGAAUUCUACAUAGGUCUUCGGCAAAGGAGGGCUACUGGACAGGAAUAUGCUGAACUUCUACAUGAAUUCAUGACUGCAGUAAAGCAGAACUAUGGGGAGAAAGUCCUCAUUCAGUUUGAAGACUUCGCAAAUCAUAAUGCUUUUGAUCUGCUUGCAAAGUAUGGCACAACUCAUCUUGUUUUUAAUGAUGAUAUUCAGGGCACAGCAUCUGUGGUCCUUGCUGGCCUGGUUGCAGCUCUGAAAUUUGUUGGGGGAUCUUUAGCUGACCACCGAUUCCUAUUCCUUGGUGCUGGAGAGGCUGGCACUGGAAUAGCAGAACUCAUAGCACUUGAGACAUCUAAGCAGACAAAUAUCCCACUGGAAGAGGCUAGAAAGAAUAUUUGGCUUGUGGACUCUAAGGGAUUAAUUGUCAAUUCUCGCAAGGAAUCACUUCAACAUUUCAAAAAACCAUGGGCUCAUGAACAUGAGCCUAUAAAGGAACUUGUAGAUGCUGUUAAGGCGAUCAAACCAACAGUGCUGAUUGGAACAUCAGGGGUUGGUAGGACAUUUACUCAAGAAGUUGUUGAUGCUAUGGCCAGCUUAAAUGAGAAACCCAUUAUUCUUUCUCUUUCCAACCCAACUUCACAAUCCGAGUGUACUGCGGAAGAAGCUUAUAAAUGGAGUCAGGGACGUGCAAUUUUUGCUAGUGGAAGCCCAUUUGCCCCAGUUGAAUAUGAGGAUAAAGUUUUUGUGCCUGGCCAGGCAAAUAAUGCAUACAUCUUCCCUGGAUUUGGGCUUGGUUUGAUAAUGUCUGGUGCAAUUCGGGUGCAUGAUGACAUGCUUCUAGCAGCCUCCGAAGCAUUGGCUUCACAGGUGACUCAGGAGAACUUUGACAAAGGACUCAUAUAUCCACCGUUCACAAACAUAAGAAAGAUUUCAGCACAUAUUGCGGCCAAAGUAGCUGCUAAAGCUUACGAACUUGGUCUGGCUACUCGUCUGCCUCAGCCUAAGGAUCUGGUGGAAUAUGCUAAGAGUUGCAUGUACAGUCCCGCCUAUCGUAGCUACCGGUGAAGUAUGCUGUGUUAGAAUUGGGACUCUUAAAUCACAUAAAACUGUAACUAUGUUGUUUUUACGCCCUUUAGCUCCCUCCAAAAUUUUUUAUUUGUUCAGUUUCUAUGGUAGAAAAUGUUGGUUUUUUUUUUCUUUCUUUUUUUUUGUUCAAAAAAAUUGAUAAUAGUAUUUUGAAGCUGUGAAACCACUUAAAGAUGAAAAUCUUUGCAGUCUCUUUUUAAA
Molecule: messenger RNA, 1911 nt
Organism: Carica papaya (papaya)
Lineage: Eukaryota; Viridiplantae; Streptophyta; Magnoliopsida; Brassicales; Caricaceae
Source: RefSeq, a predicted model, not a curated record